Epinephelus lanceolatus (giant grouper) is the source of this 1402-nucleotide messenger RNA. Its product is annotated as low affinity immunoglobulin gamma Fc region receptor III-A-like. The record is from RefSeq and is a predicted model, not a curated record. Gene Ontology annotation, biological process: cell surface receptor signaling pathway; immune response. Gene Ontology annotation, molecular function: transmembrane signaling receptor activity. Gene Ontology annotation, cellular component: external side of plasma membrane. NCBI's taxonomy places the organism in Eukaryota, Metazoa, Chordata, Actinopteri, Perciformes, Serranidae.
UCUCGCUGACAUGCUUAAGGGGUAUUUCAGUCUGGUGCUCAGUCAGUCCGCAGCAAGACACCAUGGAGGUCACAGCUCUCUGCUUCAGACUGUUGAUGCUUGGAUUUAUUCUGCUAAAUGGUGACACUGAGAAAAGUGAUGCAGCUUUUCUUCGUAUCACUCCAGACAGACUGCAGCACUUUAAAUAUGAGUCUGUGUCUUUUGACUGUGAAGGGCCUGGUGGCUCGACUAAAUUGAGAAUGAUCAGGAACACUGAGGAGUUUGAUCCAGCAUGUCAUAUUUCGCAGACAUCAUCAGGGUCCUUCUGCACUAUUAGAAGAGUCUAUCCAUCAGACAGUGGAGAAUACUGGUGUGAGACUGAAGGAGGAGAGAGAAGCAACAGUGUCAACAUCUCUGUCACUGCUGGUUCAGUGAUCCUGGAGAGUCCUGUUCUUCCUGUGAUGAAGGGGGAUGCUGUGACUCUGCACUGCAAAAACAAGAAGAUGUCCACCAACCCCUCAGCUGGUUUCUACAAAGAUGGCCUCCUCAUCAGGAGCAGCUCUACAGGAGAGAUGACCAUCCACAACGUCUCCAAGUCUGAUGAAGGACUCUACAAGUGUCACAUCUCUGGAGCUGGAGAAUCACCAGAGAGCUGGAUGGCUGUCAGAGCACCUCAUCAAGGUACUCUCUCAGAUGACUCCAACGUCCCUCACGUCCCCAUCCUGCUGUGGAUUGCUAUCACCAUUUUAAUAUUGGCCCUGGUGCUGGUGGUGGUGGGAUUCCUUUAUAUUAGGAAACACAGAGUUUUGCUUUUCUGUCCAUCAGUUUCCUCAAAGACACCAACAGCAGCAUCACGCGCAGUUAAGGACAAUCAAAAAUUCAAUGGAGAGGACGCUGCAGACGAUCUAGACGGUGUGACGUAUGCAGUCGUUUUCACAAAAUCGAGACAACACAAAGACGCUGCAGACGCUGCUGAUAAUUUGAGCCUCGGGUCAAACCACACCAGAAAACCACGGGCUGAAAAACAUAAGGAUGAGUCUUCAUUUCAAUCUGUUUAUUCUACUUUGACUAUAAGUCAGACUCCAAAAGCUCUCCAACAUGAAUCCACAGUGAGCAGGCAUCCCACAGCAGCCAAAGACUCCAAUUCAAACAAGGAAGAACUUCUCUAUGCACCUGUCCAGAAGGCCACAAAGACCAGAGACACCUGACUAAAUGAAGACUUCCUGCUAAUGUGCGCAACGGAAGAAGUAAAAAUUCAGUCAUCUCCUUUGAGUAUUGUUGUGGAAUUCAAUGGCUAACAAAACAAACAAACAAAAAAACAGCUUCAGCAAGCCUUUCAUGUUUCAAGAUGUUGCAUCUGUAUUUUCUUUUUACUCCGUAACAAAGCAAAUAUGAGGAACAUAUAUGCACUUAAAUAAAUGAU